Messenger RNA from Odobenus rosmarus divergens (Pacific walrus), 2515 nucleotides. RefSeq names its product aldehyde dehydrogenase 16 family, member A1 (gene ALDH16A1). The record is from RefSeq and is a predicted model, not a curated record. Bases 1 to 2397 code for a protein of 798 amino acids. Lineage: Eukaryota; Metazoa; Chordata; Mammalia; Carnivora; Odobenidae. The transcript is spliced from 17 exons. Gene Ontology annotation, molecular function: oxidoreductase activity, acting on the aldehyde or oxo group of donors, NAD or NADP as acceptor.
AUGGCUGCGACGCGCGAAAGGCCUAGCGCCCGAGAGAUCUUCAUCACGCUGGAAUACGGACCGGUUCCUGAGAGCCACGCAUGCGCGCUGGCCUGGCUGGACACCCAGGACCGAAACUUGGGUCACUAUGUAAACGGGAAGUGGUUAAAGCCAGAACACAGGAACUCAGUGCCUUGCCAGGAUCCCAUCACAGGAGAGAGCUUGGCCACUUGCCUCCAGGCACAGGCUGAGGAUGUGGCCGUGGCCGUGGAGGCAGCAGGGACUGCGUUCGAGAACUGGAGUGGACUCCCUGGAGCCUCUCGGGCUCAGCACCUGCUCAGACUGGCCAAGAUGAUCCAGAAGCACCAGCGGCUGCUGUGGACACUGGAGUCCCUGGUUUCCGGGCGAGCCGUACGAGAGGUUCGAGACGGGGAUGUCCCACUGGCCCAGCAGCUGCUCCAGUACCAUGCUGUCCAGGCGUACACCCAGGAAGAGGAGCUGGCAGGCUGGGAGCCCGUGGGAGUAAUCGGUCUCAUCUUGUCACCCAUGUUCUCCUUCCUUGAGAUGAUGUAUAGGAUUUGCCCUGCCCUGGCUGUGGGCUGCACUGUGGUGGUCCUUGUGCCGCCAGCCUCCCCGACACCCCUCCUCCUGGCCCAACUGGCAGGGGAGCUAGGCUCGUUCCCAGGAAUCCUCAAUGUGAUCAGUGGCCCUGCCUCCCUGGGCCCUGUCCUGGCCUCCCAUCCUAGAGUCCAGAAGGUGACCUUCUGUGGAUCCGUCGAGGAGGGACGUGCCCUUCGGCGGACCCUGGCAGGCAAGGGUGCCGAGCUGGGCCUGGCACUGGGGGCUGAUUCGCUGCUGGUGCUGACGGAGGCGGCGGACGUGGACUCGGCCGUGGAGGGCGUCGUGGAUGCAGCCUGGUCCGACCGCAGCGCGGGGGGACUCAGGCUCCUCAUCCAGGAGUCUGUGUGGGAAGAGACGAUGAGGCGGCUCCAGGAGCGGAUGGCGCGGCUUCGGGGCGGUCGAGGACUGGAUGGGGCCGUGGACAUGGGGACUCGAGGGGCUGCUGCACGUGCCCUGGCCCAGCACUAUGUGCAUGAGGCCCGGAGUCAGGGCGCACAGGUUUUCCAGGCUGGUGACAGCCCAUUCUUCCCCCCAACUUUGGUCUCUGACCUGCCCCCGGCUUCCCCAUGUACCCAGGCAGAGGUGCCCUGGCCCGUGGUCGUGGCCUCCCCAUUCCGUACAGCUAAGGAGGCCCUGGCCAUGGCCAAUGGGACGCCCCGAGGAGCCAGUGCCAGUGUGUGGAGCGAGAGACUAGGGCAGGCCCUGGAGCUGGGCUAUGGGCUCCAGGUGGGCACGGUCUGGAUCAAUGCCCACGGCCUGCGAAAUGCUGAAGUGCCCACGGGUGGCUGCAAGGAGAGUGGGUCUUCCUGGCACGGGGGCCCCGACGGUCUGUAUGAGUAUCUGCGGCCCUCAGGGACCCCCGCCCGGCUGUCUUACUUCUCUGAGAAUCUGAACUAUGACACCUUUGGCCUUGCUGUCCCCUCAACCCUGCCAGCUGGGCCCGAAAUAGGACCCAGCCCAGCAACCCCUUAUGGGCUCUUCAUCGGCGGCCGUUUCCAAGCUCCUGGGGCCCGGAGCUCCAGACCCAUCAAGGAUUCACAAGGCAAUCUCCACGGCUAUGUGGCUGAGGGCGGAGCCAAGGACAUCCGAGGGGCUGUGGAGGCCGCUCACCAGGCUGUCUCUGGCUGGGUGGGCCAGUCACCAGGGGCCCGGGCAACUCUGCUGUGGGCCCUGGCAACUGCCCUGGAGCGCCGGGAGUCUGCCCUCGCCUCGAGGCUGGAGAGGCACGGCAUGGAGCUCAAGGACGCCAAGGUGGAGGUAGAGCUGAGUACGAGGCAGCUUCGGGCAUGGGGCGCCCGUGCCCAGGCCCAAGGCCACGUCCUGCAGGUGGCAGAGCUGAAGGGCCCCGUGCUCCGGCUACGGGAGCCGCUGGGCGUGCUGGCCAUCGUGUGCCCUGACGAAUGGCCCCUGCUUGCCUUCGUGUCCCUGCUGGCCGCCGCACUGGCCCACGGCAACACAGUGGUCAUGGUGCCCAGCGGGGCCUGUCCCAUCCCUGCCCUGGAGGUCUGCCAGGAUAUGGCCGCCUUGUUGCCAGCCGGCCUGGUGAAUGUGGUGACCGGUGACCGGGACCACCUGACCCGCUGCCUGGCCUUGCACCAGGACGUCCAGGCCCUGUGGUACUUCGGAUCUGCCCAGGGCUCCCAGUUUGUGGAGUGGGCCUCAGCAGGAAACCUGAAGCCGGUGUGGGUGAACCGGGGCUGCCCUCAGGCCUGGGAUCAGGAGGCCAAGGGGGCAGGUGCAGAGCUGGGGCUGCGGGCAGCACGGACCAAGGCCCUGUGGCUGCCCAUGGGGGACUGAUGCUCAAGUGCCACCCGCUGCGUCUUGGCCAGAGGAGAGAUGGACCCUGACAGACACCAGAAGCCUGGAACUUUCUUUUAUUAUGACUCCCAUGCCCUCCAAUAAACUCUGACCAACC